Molecule: messenger RNA, 2126 nt
Organism: Vanessa tameamea
Lineage: Eukaryota; Metazoa; Arthropoda; Insecta; Lepidoptera; Nymphalidae
Gene: Vps52
Product: vacuolar protein sorting-associated protein 52 homolog
Exons: 7
Coding region: 93-2087 (664 amino acids)
Biological process (GO): endocytic recycling; Golgi to vacuole transport; retrograde transport, endosome to Golgi
Cellular component (GO): GARP complex
Molecular function (GO): syntaxin binding
Source: RefSeq, a predicted model, not a curated record
CAAAUUAAACUUGUUGUUAUUUAAAAUGUGAUUAUUUUCCUUACUGACAAUACUGGAGUAAUAUUAGUAAAUUGUUUCUUAAAAAUAAAAAAAUGACUGAAACUACAGACAUGACCGUAAUCCUAGAUAAAAAUCUAGAAGAUUUAGAAAUUCAAGAAGUACUUAAAAAUGGAACUGAUUUAAGGGAAUACGCUUUACAUAUCGAUAAGAGUAUAAAAGAAGCAGAAAAAAAUUCUGUAGCUGAUUAUUUAAAAGAAAGCGAGAAUAUUGCAUCACUUCACAAUCAAAUUGAAGAUUGUGAUUCGAUUCUGGAAAAAAUGGAGAGUAUGUUAUUAGUUUUUCAGAACGAUUUGGGAAGUAUAAGUAAUGAAAUAAUAAGCUUACAGAAACGUUCUGUAAAUAUGUCUGUUCAACUUUCUAAUCGACAAGCUCUUAAAGGUCCACUAUCAUCAUUUAUAGAAGAUAUGGCGGUCUCUGAAACACUUAUUUUUGGCAUCAACAAUGUUCCUGUUGUUGAUAAAGAAUUUAUGAUUCAGUUAGCUAUUUUAAAUCAGAAGUUAAAUUUUGUUAAAGAACAAGACUUUAAAGAAACUAAGGCCUGUCAUGAUGUGAAAGAUGUUUUAGAAAAACUAAAAAUAAAAGCAGUAUCCAAGAUUAGAACCUACAUCCUAGAACAAAUAUAUAAGUUUAGGAAACCAAUGGCCAAUUAUCAAAUACCUCAGAAUGCUAUGUUGAAAUAUAAAUUUUUCUUUGAAUUUAUAUUAGCAAAUGAACGGAAUGUAGCACAAGAAAUUUGUAACGAAUAUAUUGAUACUUUGAGCAAAGUUUACUAUUCAUAUUUCAAAUCUUAUGCAUCCCGGUUAGACAAGUUGAAAUAUGAAGAAGUACCUACUAAGGAUGAUUUAAUGGGAAUUGAAGAUGGUUCAAAGGGAGGAUUCUUUCAAAAGUCCAACUUAAAAAACAAAAGUACUAUAUUCACAAUUGGCAACAGAGGAGAUGUUCUGGCCCAACAGCUAGAGGCCCCAAUAAUUGUACCUCAUGUACAACAAAAAACCAAGUAUUCAUAUGAGGCAUUGUUUAGAAGUCUACAAUAUGCUCUAGUAGACAACAGUUGCAGAGAGUAUUUGUUUACUACAGAAUUCUUUCAUGUUAAAGGAAGCCAUGCGCAGGAGUUAUUUGACAGAAUACUUGGAAAAACACUUUCUUUGCUUGUAAAAAAUGUCGAAAGCUAUGUUCUAGAAUGCUAUGAUUGUCUUGCACUGUUCCUGUGUAUACAACUCAUAAACAGAUAUCGCUGGAUGUGCCACAAAAGAGCAGUGGCAGCAUUGGACAGUUACUGGGAUUCAUUAUUAUCAUCAUUGUGGCCGAGAUUGGAAUUUGUAUUAAAAUUAAAUAUCCAAAGUGUUAGAGAUUGUGACCCAGCCAAAUUAUCCAACAAAGAAAUGGGACCACAUUAUAUCACACGGAGGUAUGCAGAAUUUUCAGCAGCAAUGCUUAGCUUGAGCGAACAGUUUCCUUCUGAGGAGCUCAGCAAUUUACUUUUGGUUUUGCAAGAUGAAGUCCAUUGCUUCUUACUGAAAAUGGCAGCUGAAUUUCCACAACGUAUACAACAACUGAUAUUCCUAAUUAAUAAUUACGACAUGGUCUUAAGCAUAUUAAUGGAAAGAACAAGGGAUAAUACAAAAGAAGCUGAAAGUUUUAGAGAACAAUUACAAGCCAGAAGUUCUGAGUAUGUUGAAGAAAUACUUAGUCCACAUUUUGGAGGUCUCAUGCAGUUUGUUAAAGAAGGCGAACAGUUACAGGAAAGCGGUAAAAAAAGUGAACUGACAAAUUUAGAAAAGAAGUCUUUAUCACUAGUCGCUUCUUUCACAUCAAGUUGGAAACAAAGUCUUGAAGAGAUACACAGAGAAGUACUCGUAUCAUUCCCAAACCUCGUAACUGGGUCAGGUUUACUACAAAUGGCUCUCACUAACUUUGUACAGUAUUAUCAUAAGUUCGUUAAACUAUUAACGCCUAAUGCUCGAACUCAACUUGUCAAUAUACAUGUUAUUAUGGUAGAAAUUAAGAAAUACAAGACAAAUUAUUAACUGAAUUAAAUAUAUAAUCCUGCAUUAAAAAAUGUCAAA